AUGGAUGGGGAGGAUAGUUUUGUGGCUCUGGUCCAUUGCUCUGGAAAAAUUCAAAAGAGCAAAAGGCAUGGUGUGAAAUUCACAAAUAGAGAACCGGUUAGUAUUUUUAUCCGAUCUUCGAGUACAUCGGCAGAGAUUAAGCUCAGCAUACUACAAAAGCUCGGUACCUGUGGGACCAAGCUGGUAAAAAAGUUAUUUUACAAUAUUCUCAUUACCGUUGUGUCAACUAGUGUGAGAUAUGAGACCUUUGUGAUAGGGUCUGAUGAAGACUUGCAGGUCUUGUUUCACUGCAGGUGUAGUUUUCCGGAGGUGAGGAUACCUGAGCUGUUUGCGAAGUUGGAAGAUCGUGUGGAUAGCUCCGGGGCAUCGGCACCGGAUCCUCAGUCGACCACAGUCGGUGGUGCCUCGACAUCAAUGCCUGUGGUAGCAGCGGCAGUUCUACCUCCCGAGCCCAAACGUGCUGGGGCUGUUCAUGCAAGUGUGUCUCAUUGUGUGCCUGAGGUUGAGUUUGAGGUCGGACCGGAUCGAGUUGAGAAUGCGCUGUGUGAUGAUGAUUCCGAUGAGGAGCCGGUCGAUAUUGGUGGGGACAGUGAUGAUGAUAUACCAAGAGGUACACAUACAACACAUGGAGGUUCCGGUUCUGGAACACAAGAGUACCCUUCCCACCUGUCGUCUUUGAACUUGGAAGCCAUCGGCCAACACCAGAAUGUAGAGGCAACAUUCAAUGGGCAGGGUAUGCAUGAUGGGACAGGUUUGACUGAAUUUCAGAUUGGCCAAUCGUUCCAGAGUAAGGAGGAAGCUGUGCUGAGCGUAAAAGAUUACAGCAUUUGGCGUGGAGUUGAGUACAGGGUUAUGGAAUCAGACAAUCUAAAAUACCAAGGGAGAUGCAAGGAGUUCGGUAACGGUGCACUUGGUUGA
Arachis duranensis is the source of this 918-nucleotide messenger RNA. RefSeq lists its product as uncharacterized. NCBI's taxonomy places the organism in Eukaryota, Viridiplantae, Streptophyta, Magnoliopsida, Fabales, Fabaceae. The coding region runs from base 1 to 918 and encodes 305 amino acids. The transcript has a single exon. The record is from RefSeq and is a predicted model, not a curated record.